Molecule: messenger RNA, 3945 nt
Organism: Mytilus trossulus (common blue mussel)
Lineage: Eukaryota; Metazoa; Mollusca; Bivalvia; Mytilida; Mytilidae
Exons: 3
Coding region: 1-3945 (1314 amino acids)
Source: RefSeq, a predicted model, not a curated record
AUGGCGCAAGCAUUCAUUCAAUAUGUUUUAAAGCAGGAGGAAAAUAAACAAUUAGAAAAUCAAAUUAAAUCUUUGAGGAACAAUUUACCAGAUGAGUUCGAUGAUUCUGACGAUGAUAUUUUAGUGAGAGCAAGCAAUCAAGCUGAGAAAGACUUUAAACGGAAGCGUAAAAUCAUCAGUUAUGAGAAGGAGAAUAAAAAGCCUAAAUUGAACUCAGCAUUCACUUGUGAUCUCUGUGAUAGACAUUACAAACAUCUUGGAUCAUUAGACCGUCAUUUACAAACUCAUUUUCAGAAACAUAGUUGCGAGAAAUGUGGUAAAUCAUUCACUAGAAAGUAUAAACUUACAAAACAUAAGGAAAAAUGUGUUAUUUCUCACCAAAAACAAUUCACACAACUUGAUGCUACUGAAAAAGAAAAGAAUACAGAUGAGAAAGAACAAAGUUGCAAACAUUGUGGAUUACCAUUUAAUAAUUAUGCAGCACUUUUUCAUCAUAUAACUACUGCUCAUCCUUUGAAUCAAACUGGAGGUAAUAUCCAAAAACUUCCUACUGAAAAUGUUCAGGAACCUGAAUUAAAAAAAAAAUCAGAACAGAGAAGAACAAAAGUCAAGAAAAAUGCAAUAAAUAAUUUAGUACAGCAAGUCGACAUUAUUCCGAUGGAAGAUGAAAAGUAUGAUCUUCUUCAAUUUUUAGCUAAUGUUAAAGAAAAUGUGGAAAACGAAUUAAUUACUACACGUGAGACACAUCGCAGUAUUAAAUGGAAUGUAAUUGGAAGAGUUGAAAUGAUUCGCGAUGUAGAUAAUGGUGAACAGGAGAAAACAACACCACAUUUCAGAAGUAAAAAUUACAUCUCACUUCAGGAUGAAAACAAUGAACACAAUAUUAAUGAAGCAUUUCAAGGAGUUAACAAAUCUUUAGAAGAAUUUGUAAGCCAUGGUAGCAAUUGGGUUGUAAAUAAAGUCCUUAGUCUAGAAAUAAAUACUGUUAAGUACUCACCAGUAAGUGGAAGCUCACAUCUACCUUUACCUCGAAAAAUCAGAUUCAGUCGCGGUGUAAUCAACAUAAACAACAGUGAUCAGAAGUGUUUUUUAUGGUCUAUAUUAGCAGCUUUACAUCCAGCUUCGAAUAAUCCUCAAGAAGUUUACCAUUAUAGAAAAUAUGAAAAUGAACUAAACAUGAAAGAUAUCAACUAUCCAGUAUCCCUUUCUAAAAUGGAGAAGUUUGAAAAGCUCAACAAUAUUUCCAUCAAUGUGUUUGGUUUUGAAGAUGGCGAUGUUUUUCCAUUGUAUUUAACAAAACUCCCAAAUGGAUAUACAGAAGUUGAUUUGCUCUAUUUUUCGAAUGAAGAAAAAUCUCACUUCUGCUUAAUUAAAAAUCUAGAUCAUUUUCUAGGAUCCACUACCAAGUUUCGUACAAAACGCUUCUAUUGUCGCAGAUGCUUGCAUGGAUUUAUUAGAAGCGAUUUAUUAAAUGAACAUAGACCUUACUGCAAUAAAUUUGAUUUUCAAAAAGUAGAAUUUCCAAAACAAGGCAAUGAUAUUAUUUCAUUUAAAGACUUUGACAAACAGAUUCCAGUUCCAUUUGUCAUUUAUGCUGAUUUUGAGGCAUUUGCUCGAAAAGUAGAUACUUGCCUCCCUGAUCCUGAUAAAUCAUCUACCACUCAUCGAACCAAAUUUGAAGCUUGCGGGUAUUCUUAUAUAGUUGUCAGCACAAAUGAGAGAUAUACAAAAUCUCCAGUUGUUUACAGGGGAGAUGAUGCUGUUCAGCAUUUUUUUGACGACAUGUUGAAAGAAGAGGAAUAUAUAAAGGAAAAACUAAGUCACAUAGAACCCAUGAUGAUGAAUGAAGAAAGUGAAAGAACUUUUCAAAACGCAACUCAUUGUUAUAUCUGCAAUCAGCCUUUCACAAACUUAAUUAAAUGCAGAGAUCAUGAUCAUCUGGGAACAGGAGAUCCAACAUCAGACAAUUAUACAAAUUUUAGAAACGCUGCUUGCCAAUCAUGUAAUCUGAAUCUUCAACAUCCAUCGUUCAUUCCUGUAUUCUUUCACAAUCUGCGAGGAUUUGACUUACAUUUAUUAAUGAGUAAAUUGGGGAAUUAUAAGGAUAAAAAACUGAGUGUUAUAGCUCAAAACAGUGAAAGAUACAUUUCAUUUUCAUUAGGAAAUCUACGGUUUCUUGACAGUUUUCAGUUCAUGAGUAGUUCUUUGGAAGCAUUAGUAAACAAUUUAGCAGCAGAUGGACUUGUUAAUUUCAAACAGUUCAGGAAAGCGUUUUCUUCUGAUGAAGCAGCUAAGUUACUUUUACAAAAGAAUGAAUACUGUUAUGAUUAUGUUGAUUGUUCUGAAAAAUUCAGCGAAACUAAGCUACCCUCCAUGGAUGCUUUUUAUAACAAUUUAAAAAAGGAACCAAUUUCAGAGAAGAGUUAUCAACAUGCCGUCAAAGUUUGGGAUUUUUUUGAAAUGAAAACCCUGGGAGAUUUUCAUGAUUUGUACGUAAAAACAGACUGUCUCCUAUUAUGUGAUGUCUUUGAAAAGUUUCGACAAAUGUGCUUGCAAAGUUAUAAACUUGACGCUUGUCAUUUUUACACCAGUCCUGGUCUUGCUUGGCAGGCAGCAUUAAAAAUGAGCGGAAUAUCUUUAGAGUUACUAACAGAUCCAACUAUGUACAACAUUUUUGAACUUGGAAUUCGUGGUGGAGUUAGUAUGGUGUGUAAAAAGUAUAGUAAAGCCAAUCACAUUCACCUAGAUGAUUUCAACCCAACACAAGAGAGUAAACACAUCAUGUAUCUUGAUGCAAACAAUCUGUAUGGGUGGGCUAUGAGACAACCAUUACCUACAGGAAUGAUGCGUUUUCUUUCAGAUGAUGAAAUCAAUCAGUUUGAUUUGCAACAGAAAACUUCAGAUUCUGAUGAAGGUUACAUUUUAGAGGUAGACUUACAAUGUCCACCUGAAAUCCAUGACAAGUUGAAUUCAUUACCAAUAGCUCCAACACAUAAGAAAGUCAGCGAUCAAGAGUUAUCCUCCUACAGUCAAAAUUUGUGGAAGAAAUUAAAUGGUGAAAAUAGAUCAAGAGUUAAAACUGAGAAGUUAGUGCCAACUUUAGAAGACAAAUUGAAAUACGUUGUUCAUUACCAAAAUUUGCAGCAAUAUGUGGAACUUGGAAUGAAAGUAAAAAAAAUACAUAAAAUAGUAGCCUUCCAUCAAACUCCAUGGUUGAGGACUUAUAUAGAUUUCAAUGCCAUCAUGAGGAAAAAUGCUAAAAAUGAGUUUGAAAAGGACUUUUUUAAACUCAUGUGUAAUAGCAUUUUUGGAAAAUGUAUGGAGGACAUCAGAAAUCGGAUAUGCUUUCAUCUAGCCUCAGCACCAAAGAUUCUACAAAAAUAUGUUUCACUUCCAUCAUUUCAACAGUUGCACAUUUUCGAUGAACAACUUGUUGGAAUACUGAACAAAAAGACAAAUAUUGUUCUGAAUAAGCCAAUCUUUGUUGGACAAGCCAUAUUAGAUUUGUCGAAGAAACUAAUGUAUCAGUUCCAUUAUGAUAUCAUGCAGAAAAUGUAUCCGGAGAAAAUAGAACUGCUGUUUACAGAUACAGGUGUUCCCAUCAGAGAAUUUGUAGGUUUACGUCCCAAAAUGUACAGUUUAAAAUAUGAUGCGAUUGAAAAAUGUGAAGAUGGACGGAUAAAUAAAUAUCAAGUGGAGAAAAAAGUGGCUAAAGGGAUCGCUAGAUGCGAAAUUAAAAAUACACUCAGACAUGAAAAUUACAAAAAGUGUUUGUUUAAUGAAACUGUCACAUUAAAUUCGAUGAAUUUGAUUAGAAGUAAAAACCAUCAGCUUUUCAUAGACACAAUUGUGAAAAAGGGACUUUGCAGUUUCGACGAUAAACGUUACUGGAAAAAUCCAAUAGAGAGUUAUGCGUUUGGACAUUAUAAAAUUGGAGAAAUGUGA